GUUCAAGCAGAAACAUCCUUGAUCCUUUCAUUCUUAGUCGAGAUAGUUCUUACGUAAAAGGUAAUAUGUACGCUGUAUAAAUUUUCAAAUAUAAACUAUGAAUCUAGUGCUUUUAUUAGUGUUUUCUUCGAUAGUUUUUAAAGUGAUUUUAAGUGAUGAAGUGCCGAAAUGUUGUUCUGCACACGAAGUUUUAUCCAAAAACGGAAGUACAUUUAAUUGUGUACCUGAUUUGACCAGAAGACUGCAAAUAAAUACUAAUAAUACUAAUCACUUAGAAACUAGCCCUAGAAAUAUAUGUUAUGAUGUAUUUGAAGAUAAUUUUGUAGGACUUAAAGAUAACACGGUGGAAAUCGUAACAGGUAGAUUUUUUCCAAAAUGUUGUCCUCUAAACACUGUUUACAAUACAAAACUUCAUUCCUGUGUAGAAAAGGCAGUUUCUAACAACAAUUUUAUCAACGAAACCUUUAUAAAAAUUGGCUUAACACAUUGUAAAAUUGUAGCUGAUUUCGAUUUGGAAAAAGAUGCAGACUUUGAAUAUAAAUUAUUAGAUAGUAAUAAAAAAAUAAGAAGAACUUCAUUGCAGGAUUACAGCUCAUUUUGUGUUGAUAAAACUGAGAGUGAUUCGUUUGUGAUAAGAGAAUGUCAAGAUGGUUUCGAUAGCUGUGAUAAUUUUAGAUGUAUUAAGAAAUGUUGUCCUGAUGGACAAAGUUAUGUAAAUGGUCCCAAGUGUCAAGACACCUAUGAACAUGGAAUCAAUCUGACUGUUUUCAGCACAACUGUAAACAAUCCUGAAGGCAACUUUGCCAUUGUUCACAACCGGACUUGUUCAAGUAUCUACCUAAUGAGGGAGGGAAAGCAUAAUUUUACCAUCCAUGAUAACGGCAGCUUCACCGAAUGGCUCUCAACUGGUUUUCGUACAGAGGAUGUUGCAGACCCAACCUCAUAUUGCAUAGAGCACACCCAAAGAAAGAAUAUGAAUGGUUACUACAUGUUUCACUGUUUUCCUGAGGAUCCCACAGCUCUUACCAAAUUCGAAUAUCGAUUAUGGCCUUUUAUAAUGUCGUGUGUUUUUUUGGUGUUAACAGUUGUUGUUUAUAUUAUCAUCAAGGAGUGGAGAAAGAUGUUUGGAAAAAUAUUAGUAAGCUAUUGCAUUGCUUCCUUCUUCGUUUAUGUCAUAUUGACUUUGGGACAACUGUAUACAGAACCGACUUCCACUGAUUGUCAACUAAGAGCCUUCUUCCUUAUCUUUUUUGCCAUUGCUCAAUUUUCUUGGGCUAAUGUUAUGAGUUUUGAAAUAUGGUGUACGUUUGGUACCACAAAAAUAUAUUUAGGAACCAAUUAUCGUGAAGCGGAAUUGCGAAAAUUUAUAUUCUACAGCAUUUAUGGAUGGGGAACCCCUCUAAUACUUACUCUCAUAACGCUGUUAUUUUCCGAAUGGAAGGUUCUACCUUUCGCUAUCCAGCCUUACCUUGGAAAGGUCAAGUGUUUCUUCGACGUUAAACAAGGAAAUUACGCAAAAUUCCUAUUCCUGAAUAUACCGCUGCUCAUAAUACAAAUAAUAAAUAUGAUUUUCUUCGUUAAGACUAUUAUUUAUUGCGUAAAAGUGCGCAAUGAAAUUAAUAAAAUUAAUGACGGACGAAUAACUCAUUCCAAAAAGAAGUAUAACCAUGACAGAGAAAGGUAUAAUUGGUUGUUCCUGAUUCUUAAACUAUCCAUUGUUAUGGGUAUAUCUUAUAUCUUCGAAGUUGUGACUGCAUUCUUUAAUAUGAGUGAACUGGGAACUGUACCAAAAUAUAUUGAAAUCGUAUUUGACAGUUUUAAUGCUUUACAAGGUGUACUUAUCUUCAUUAUAUUUAUUUGCAAGAAGAAAAUCCUUCUAAACUUAGCUCAGAAAUGUACAAUAUUUGGUAUACACUAUUCGCCAAAUACUUCAUCGGUUCGUACACAUUCCUCUUUGACGCUAAAUGGAGUCGCAAUGACAACUUUAGGAAGUCAGAGUAACAACCAAAAAUUAGUUUAAGAUUUCAUUUUUUGUAAUUUUGUAGUGAAAGGAACACAAUAUUAUAUGUAAUAUAUAGGUACAUGUACAUUAC
Messenger RNA from Diabrotica balteata, 2093 nucleotides. The record is from the annotation of a GenBank genome assembly. Lineage: Eukaryota; Metazoa; Arthropoda; Insecta; Coleoptera; Chrysomelidae.